Callorhinchus milii (elephant shark) is the source of this 3515-nucleotide messenger RNA. RefSeq names its product ubiquitin specific peptidase 3 (gene usp3). The record is from RefSeq and is a predicted model, not a curated record. Lineage: Eukaryota; Metazoa; Chordata; Chondrichthyes; Chimaeriformes; Callorhinchidae. Gene Ontology annotation, cellular component: cytoplasm. Gene Ontology annotation, molecular function: zinc ion binding; cysteine-type deubiquitinase activity. Gene Ontology annotation, biological process: protein deubiquitination.
CUCUCUCUCUCUCUGUCUCUCCUCCCCCACAACGCCAAAAAAAAAAGCCUCUGGGUUUCCUCACACGCAUCUCCACGCCCCUCUCCCCCCCUCCCUCCCUCCCUCUGUCCGUCUCUGUCUCUCUCUCUCUCUCUCUGUGUGUGUGAACAUGGAGUGCCCCCACUUGGCGUCCAGUGUCUGCAUCGUCCCGGAUUCCACCAAGUUCCCCAACGGAUCGCCCUCUUCCUGGUGUUGUGCCGUUUGUCGUUCCAAUAAAAGUCCGUGGGUCUGUUUAACGUGUUCGAGUGUUCACUGUGGAAGAUACGUGAAUGGACAUGCCAAGAAACACUAUGAAGAUGCCCAGAUUCAUUCCAAUAGCCUUAGGAAGUCAGAAAAACACGAAAAAGAAAAGUUGCAGCAUGCAGUGUGUAUGGAUUGCAGCAGUUACAGCACCUACUGUUACAGAUGUGAUGAUUUUGUGGUGAACGACACCAAAUUGGGCCUAGUACAGAGGGUCAGAGAGCAUCUGCAGAACUUGGAGAAUUCAGCAUUUUCAGCAGAUAGGCACCGGAAAAGAAAGUUGAUGGAAAGUUCGUCUAUGAACAGCAAGUAUGUGAAGGUCAAUGGAGGGACCUCUGCCAUUUGUGCUACAGGCCUUCGGAAUCUUGGGAACACUUGUUUUAUGAAUGCCAUCCUGCAAUCCCUCAGUAACAUUCACCAGUUCUGCUGUUACUUCAAAGAGCUCCCAGCAGUGGAGUUGCGAAGUGGUAAAACUGCAGGUAGAAGAACCUACCACACGAGGAGCCAGGGAGAUAAUAGUGUUUCUUUGGUAGAAGAAUUCCGAAAAACUCUCUGCGCCUUAUGGCAAGGAAGCCAGACAGCAUUUUGUCCUGAAUCUCUGUUCUAUGUCAUUUGGAAGAUCAUGCCAAAUUUCAGGGGAUAUCAACAGCAGGAUGCUCAUGAGUUUAUGCGAUAUCUGUUGGAUCAUCUACACUUAGAGCUUCAGCGGAGCUACAAUGGUAUGACAACUUCAUUUAUUUCGCCAGGCAGCUCAAGCAUCUCUCCAGGCAGUAAAUGCUGCAUAAAUGGUGCUUCAACAGUUGUCACUAAUAUAUUUGGAGGAAUACUUCAGAACGAAGUAAACUGUUUAAUUUGUGGGACCGAAUCCAGAAAGUUUGAUCCAUUCCUUGAUCUUUCGCUAGAUAUCCCAAGUCAGUUCAGAAACAAGAGAUCCAAGAAUCAAGAAAAUGGACCAAUAUGCACUCUCCGUGAUUGCCUACGCAGUUUCACAGACUUGGAAGAGUUGGAUGAAACUGAGCUGUACAUGUGCCACAAAUGUAAAAAGCGACAAAAAUCCACAAAAAAAUUUUGGAUUCAAAAGUUGCCAAAGGUAUUGUGUUUGCAUCUGAAAAGAUUUCAUUGGACAGCAUAUUUGCGAAACAAGAUCGAUACGUAUGUAGAAUUUCCUCUACGAGGCCUAGACAUGAAGUGCUUCUUGUUGGAGCCUGAAAACAGUGGUCCAGAUAGUUGCCUUUAUGACCUUGCAGCUGUAGUGGUACAUCAUGGAUCAGGGGUUGGUUCUGGACAUUAUACUGCAUAUGCAACCCAUGAAGGUCGCUGGUUCCAUUUCAACGACAGUACUGUUACUUUGACUGAAGAGGAAACUGUAGUGAAGGCCAAGGCCUACAUCCUGUUCUAUGUGGAACGUCGGACCAAAUCAGGAUCAGGCACCAAGCUUUAAUGCAUCCCACCCUUUUUAUAUAAAUGUUCCCCAAAUAAAUACUGCAUUGGAGCGCACACAAACUGUUCCACAUUUCCAUGAGUACUUGAUAAAUCAAGACUAUUUUCAUCUUGCACUUUUAAAUCGCUGAUGAGAAUUCUGUUUAUUGCACCAUUACUAGUGUUGAUACAGUAAUCGAGGACACUUGAUCUAAUUUUAGCCUACCAGAGAACCUCAGCAGAAUACUUUCUAAUUGUAAUGACUGCUGUUAAUCAAGAAAUUGGAAACAUUGUCAUUUGAAAUUAAAUGACUUGUUUGCUCGAAACGUGGCAUAGCAUUUCCUUGCUUCAAGGUGCAUUUGCAUUGAUAUCUCCAAACCUUUUACAAUACAUUGUAGUUGGUGAGAUUUUUUUUUAAUAUAUUGAGCCAAGAUUCAGAGGUCUUUUUUUUGCAUUUAUCAAUAUUCCUGUUGUGUAAAUAACUAUCAGUUUACCUUCUAAGUAACAACAUAAAAUGGUUUAAGUAACUGUUGAAAAUUGUUGCAUGUGCAUUUAUUGGCGAGUUGAUGAUCCUUUUCGUAGUCUACUAAAACCCUUCCUCUGCAAAAAGCAAAUGGGCACCCCAAAGCUACGCCAAAAGCUGGGGACAGUUGGUGCAAGAAUGCUGUUCAGUAUUAUGAGAUACAUAAAGUGUAAAUGCACCUUGACUCUGAAGUGCUAUACCUUAACCUUACUAAUUAGUACAUUUGUAUCUGCCCAGAAUUCUUUUUUUUUGUGGAAAUUGAUCAUUAUUCUGUCUGUAAUUGUCAGUUGUGUUUUUUUUUGCCACUCUUCGCUUCUGUGACCACUUUCAGACACUGGUAAAUCAGAACAAAGGCAUUCUGCCUCAAUAUUCACUUGUACUGCACAAUUGAUUUUGUGUUUUUUUUAUGUUAGGUAUUCAGUUCCGUUUUUUUAAAAAAAAGUUCUCAUUUUGUUGGUAUCACUAGACACUUUUGCAUAUUUCAGAAGACGUAAGCAAUUAAAAAAAUUACGGAGAAACAUAAAUUCAUUAACUCUCAUCCAAAUACUUUGCUGGGCAGAGUAGGGCUGUCUGCAUCACGUGGUGGCAAUGAACGGCUAAGAUUUGAUUGGACAAAAGGUGGUAAGAAUGGUUUAUGAUUUGCAGUGUUCCCUGAUUAAGAAAGCAAAUUUAUAGACACCUGGGUUACUUUAUAGGGAAAGGGGUGUAUUUUGACAAAUUUGUGUCUCCAUUUAUUGUAUGCAGUAUGUGACACAAAAUGGUGGUUACAGCUUUGGGAGAGUGCUUAGUCAUGUAUAAUGGAUGGUAUGUUUAUAUUUUCAUACCUGGAAAAAGACCUUUUUACUUAUCAAAGACACAUUUUCUCAAUUUCUGUUAUAGUGGCCUGAAAUAGUGUUUGGAACUGAAUGUUUUAAUUGCAUAAUGAGAUGAAAGAAAUGAUGUAUUUGCAUGUGGAUGUACUGUACCAUCCAGAAGCAGAAGAAAAGGCCAUCUUAUGCAGUUUGAAGGUUUUUGGGCAUGAGUCUGUCAGUCUCUUAAAUGUGAAAACACACAUCCUAAACUUGAAUCUGAAAAUUAGAACUAUAUAAAGUUAUUUAAAUGUUAAACCAUUUUGGUUGCAAAAUAUGAACUGACACGGUAAUAACGUCAAAUGGCAUUUAUUCAGUUUUAAUCCCCAACAAAAAAAAAAUUCUGAUUGUAUAUGUACUACUAUGGCUGCUUAUAAUGAUGGUAUGUAUAUUAGUAAAUGUUCAUGUACUGUUUCACUGAUAGUAAAGUGCAAUGUUGAUGCAAA